Messenger RNA from Chiroxiphia lanceolata (lance-tailed manakin), 4361 nucleotides. RefSeq names its product thimet oligopeptidase 1 (gene THOP1). Gene Ontology annotation, biological process: proteolysis; peptide metabolic process. NCBI's taxonomy places the organism in Eukaryota, Metazoa, Chordata, Aves, Passeriformes, Pipridae. The transcript has 13 exons. The record is from RefSeq and is a predicted model, not a curated record. Gene Ontology annotation, molecular function: metalloendopeptidase activity. The coding region runs from base 162 to 2219 and encodes 685 amino acids. Gene Ontology annotation, cellular component: mitochondrial intermembrane space.
CGGCCCCCGGUGCGGCGCGAGGAAGGCGGGAGCGGCGCGGUCCUCCACGCUCCCACAAUGCCCCGCUGUCCCCGCCCGCCUCCCCGCUCGGGGCACAUGCUCGGUGCGUGGCGCCGGCCCGGCCUGUUCCCGGCCCCGUCAGCACUCCCGGCACCCCCGGCAUGGCCCCCCCCACAGGGAAUGUCGUGGACAGCCAGGCGCCCCGGCUCGUGGCCAACCAGCUGCGCUGGGACCUGACGGCCGAGCAGAUCGAGGCCAUGGCCGCCGAGCUCACCGAGAGCACCAAGCUCGUGUACGACCGGGUGGGCAGCCAGGAGAGGGGGGAGGUGUCCUACGAGAACACCCUGAAGGCCCUGGCGGACGUGGAGGUGGAAUACACAGUGCGCCGGAACAUGCUGGAUUUCCCCCAGCACGUGUCCCCCUGCAAGGCCAUCCGCGCCGCCAGCACCGAGGCCGACAAGAAGCUCUCGGAGUUCGACGUGGAGAUGAGCAUGAGGCAGGACGUGUACCAGAGGAUUGUCUGGCUCCAGGAGAAAGCAGAAAGUGCUUCCCUGAAACCUGAGGCAAAGAGGUACCUGGAGAGGCUGAUCAAGCUGGGAAAGAGGAACGGGCUCCAUCUCCCCGAGGAGACACAGGAGAAAAUCAAAGCUAUUAAGAAAAAGCUGAGUGUCCUGUGCAUAGACUUCAACAAGAACCUCAACGAAGACACCACCUUCCUGCCCUUCUCCAAGGAGGAAUUAGGGGGGCUCCCUGAGGAUUUCCUGAACUCCCUGGAGAAGACAGAGGAUGGAAAGCUGAAGGUCACCUUGAAAUACCCACACUACUUCCCUCUGCUGAAGAAGUGCUACGUGCCCGAGACGAGGAGGAAGGUGGAGGAGAUGUUCAACUCCAGGUGCAAAGAGGAGAACUGCCUGAUCCUGAAGGAGCUGGUGGAUUUACGGGCUCAGAAGGCCAAUCUGCUGGGCUUCAGCACCCACGCGGACUUUGUGCUGGAGAUGAACAUGGCCAAGAGCAGCACGACGGUGGCCACGUUCCUGGAUGAGCUGGCCCAGAAGCUGAAGCCCCUCGGGGAGAAGGAGCGGGCCGUGAUCCUGGACCUGAAGAAGAAGGAGUGCGAGAAGCGCGGGCUGGAGUUCGACAACCGCAUCAACGCCUGGGACAUGCGCUACUACAUGAACCAGGUGGAGGAGACCAAGUACAGCGUGGACCAGAACCUGCUGAAGGAGUAUUUCCCCAUGCAGGUGGUCACCACGGGCCUCCUGGCCAUCUACCAGGAGCUGCUGGGGCUCACCUUCCACCUGGAGGAGAAGGCACCGGUGUGGCACGAGGACGUGCAGCUCUACACGGUGAAGGACACGUCCUCCGGAGAGACCAUCGGGAAGUUCUACCUGGACCUGUACCCACGGGAAGGGAAGUACGGGCACGCUGCCUGCUUCGGCCUGCAGCCGGGCUGCCUGCUGCCGGACUCCAGCCGGCAGAUCUCGGUGGCCGCCAUGGUGGCCAACUUCACCAAGCCCACGCCGGACGCCCCUUCCCUGCUGCAGCACGACGAGGUGGAGACGUACUUCCAUGAAUUCGGGCACGUCAUGCACCAGCUGUGCUCCCAGGCCGAGUUCGCCAUGUUCAGCGGGACACAUGUGGAGAGGGACUUCGUGGAGGCCCCAUCCCAGAUGCUGGAGAACUGGGUGUGGGAGAAGGAGCCGCUGCUGCGCAUGUCCAGGCACUACAAAACGGGCAGCCCCAUCCCGGAUGAGCUGCUGGAGAAGCUCAUUAAAUCCCGGCAGGCAAACACGGGGCUCUUCAACCUGCGCCAGAUCGUCCUGGCCAAGGUGGACCAGGCGCUGCACACCCAGACCAAGGCCGACCCCGUGGAGGUGUUUGCCCGGCUGUGUGAAGAGGUGCUGGGUGUCCCUGCCACCCCAGGGACGAACAUGCCGGCCACCUUUGGCCACCUGGCCGGGGGCUACGACGCGCAGUACUACGGCUACCUCUGGAGCGAGGUGUUCUCCAUGGACAUGUUCCACACCCGCUUCAAGCAGGAGGGCAUCAUGAACUGCAAGGUGGGCAUGGAUUACAGGAACUGUGUCCUGCGUCCCGGCGGCUCCGUGGAUGCCUCUGACAUGCUGAGGAAGUUCCUGGGCCGGGAGCCCAAGCAGGACGCCUUCCUGGCCAGCAAAGGACUGAAGGUGGAGAGCAGCUCGCUGCCCUCGGGCUGCUGAGGCCCCUGUGCAGUGCAGCCCCUGCCCACGCACUUCCCCUCACCUGGUACCUGCCACCAAACACCCCCUGGGCCACCCCUGCCUCGAGCUGCCCCGCCAGGGUCCCGCUCUGAGCCCCCCCUGGGCUCUGGGAGCCGGGCUCAGCCCUGGGCCGGGCUCUGCAGUGACAGGGAGGUGACCUGCCCUUGUCACCCCCACCGGGGAUGGGGCUCUGGGUCACCCACAGAAAUUUGCUGAACUUUGAACCUGAGUCCUGCACGAGGGUGAGUUUCAGCCUCACCCAGAGCCAGGGAAGGAGGGGGAGAGGAGUUCCCAAAGCUUGGGUCGUUGUUUUUAAAUCCCAUCUUUUUAAGAAACCAGAAUUCCCACCCUGUUGUUGUUUCCCCCUUGGCCUGGUUUGUGCCCCAGGACAGAUGGAACUGUCCUGAGCACCAAACAAGGGCAGCGAGCCCCGCUCUCCCCAUCUUUGGGCAGCUGUUGGCUGUGGAGUAAAGAUGGGGAGAUCCCAGAGCUUAAAACCCAUGGAAUUUACUGGAACAUCCUGCCCUGAGCCCCUCGGACCUUCCUGCCUGGGAGGGGGUGGCUGGUGGAGGUGUUGCCAGAAUAGGGUUUGGGGGGCAUGGCUGGACCCCCUGUGCCAGGGGGGGCUGUACCUUCCUCCAGGCUGAACCAGGGCCAUCCCGGGGCCAUUCCAGGGCCAUCCCGGAGCCAUCCCAGGGCCAUUCCAGGGCCAUCCCCGGGGCCAUCCCAGGGCCAUUCCAGGGCCAUUCCAGGGCCAUCCAGGGGCAGCCAAUGCAGCCUGGGCUGUGGCAGGGGAGGGUGUGGGUGUUGCUGUCAGCUCUGGGCCGGGCUGGGACAGGGGAGGGCCGUGUUUAUUACCAAAAAAACAAGCUGACAGCUUCAAACAACACGGAUGCCGGGAUAAAAAUACCCGGCGGGCUCCGCGCCAGACCUGGGGCUGCUGGGAGCGGCGCCACGGGCAGGGACAGCAGCCAGGCCUGUGCCCGGCCUCGGGAUCAGCCAGGCUGUGCCACCUGUCCCCCGGCUGUCCCCGAGGACCCUCGGGGUGUUGUGGCACGAGGCCCCGUGCCAGGGCAGGGCCGUGGGUCGCGGUGGUGGAGCCCCGACCCCGAGGGCAAAGGCCGGGCCGGGUUUGCUCAGGGAGGAACCACGUGCGGGCUGGGAGAGGUUCCCAGCUGCUUCCUCGGGAGCUGAGGAGCCUGGAGAGGGGCUGAGGAGCUCCGAGGGGGGCUGGGGUUUGUGUCCCACCCCACCUUUGGCCUCGGGUGUGUCGUGUGAGGGCUGUGGGGUCCCCCCCUGCUGCUCUGCCGUGGGUUGAGGACACGAGUGAGAGCCAAGUGCCCAAACUCACACCCGCCACCCCAUCCCCCUGCGUGGGAGCUGCCGUGUCCCCCCCAGCCAGGCUGUUCCCUGUUCCCUCUCCUCUGGCCUUUGUCCCCAGAGGGCUCACCCCAAGUGCAGACAAAGUCGUUGCUGUCACCUCCCUCCCCCAGACCCUGCUGGUGACACCCCCUCCCUCGCUGGUCCCCUCUGGUGCUGACACGUAGGCGGGUCCAUGAGCAGGGCAGUGGCUCCUUGGUGCUUUCUGGGGCCACGUCGAGCAUCUUGUCCUUAUCCCCUCCCGUGUUUUAGGCAUAGGUGGGUGGUCCCAGCCCCCCCCCCCGACACUGUGGGUGAUUUUAGUGUCAUGUUUUACUGAGCUUUCAGCGUUUCCAGACUCUUCUCUCAAGAGAGAGAGAACCGAAGCUGGACAGGGAAACCACGCACUUUCCUCCCUCCUUCCCAGCCCACAGGUCCCUCUGUCCCCUCUCCAGUGUCCCCACUGCUGGUGGGGCUGGAGGCAGAGCAGGGUGACCUGGUGCCCCUCCUGGUGACCCCCAGGAGCAGCACCAGGACACGGCUCCUUGGAGCUGCACCUCCCCACCCCACCCCAUCCCAGGCUGGCAGGGAAGAGAGCUCCCUUUUGGGUUUGGAUUUCAGGUUUUUUUUUUUCCUGUUGACGUUUUUAAGGGCAGACUGGUGUGUGUGUGUUCAUCCCAGUCACGUCCCCGCCCCGCUUGUCUCCAUGACUGGAUUUUAGACGGUUCCCAGCACUAAUAAAGGUUUUCCUCCGCCGAUGUU